UGGUGUAGUGUUGAAGGAGAAGCCCUGGAAGUGCUUCCACUCAUGCUGCCUCACCAGCACCCCACAACAGCUACUAGGGCUGGGUCCUACCUGCUAUUGCCCCCAGUACCUCCCACUUACCUGGCACCCACGGCCAGUGCCCACACCUUGCAGCAGGAGGCUGGCCCUUGCCACAGGCUACUGCCCUCCCCCAGCCUGUAUAUUUUCCUGUUUGCCUCUUACCUUUUGCACUGAUCCCAGGAACAGGGACAGUGACAGCCUAGCUGCUAUCCCUGGAGGAGCCAGAAGCCAACUUCUGCUUGCAGACAGUUUAUGUUCUUCUCUGGGCUCACACCUUCAGUUCACCCAGGAGGGCUCGGAGCCUUGCAUCCAGCCAAGGUUUGUUGCCAGGGAAACUAGGGAAGAAAGAAGUGCAAAGGGCCAAAGAAAAAAGAUGUUGGUGCUGUCCAAUGACACAGCCCUGAGCAUUCUCCUCUCCAAGCUGCUUCAAGACCACCUGGAGCAGACAAAUAGCACUGCUCCCUCUACAGCUGGAAGCACUGGCGGCAGCCUGGAAAUCAUCUACUUGCUGAUGAUGGUUGGUCUCUUUGGCUUCUUCACAGUGGGAGUCAUGGUGACCAAUAUCCGUGCCAGGAGGCUGGAUGACUCCCACAACCCCUACAACACGUACAUUGCAACAGACAUUUGGCACAAGAAGGACCAGGAGUAUUUUCAAGCCAAGCUUAUAGAAAAUUACAAGCUGUGCUGUGUCUUUGAAAACCAGCUGGCAGUAGAACAGCCGAGCAUUCACAUUCCUGAGGAGAAGUCUUCCUAGCCAAAUGGGAGAAAGGACUGGACUGAACUUUGCAUGGGGACAACCCAAGCGAUACCUGCUAUGAACCAGGCUAGCUGCUUUCCCACCUGCCAAGCUCCCGGUGCUGACAGGCAGAAUUACAGAGGUGACAGUGAAGCCGAUGGGUUUGUGAUGGCUCGGGUGCUGCAAAGUUGCCUGACCACAUUGUUUCAGUCACUGUAAGGUCAGGGAAGGAGACACACCAAUGGGAGUAUCAUGGACUCUUAGCUUCACCUGGUGAGAAAUACAAAUGUUGGUGUUGCCAGCAUGAAUUCUCGCAGUAGUCAGUGUACUUCAAAACAAACUGGAUCGAGCAUAAGCUAGAGGUAUUAACAGACAAGUAUUGUUUAGGCAAUCGUUUUCAAGUAAUACCAUUGUCUUCCAAGAAAAUGUAGCAGAAAGAUUUCCUUUGUAUUUUUGAAUAAUCAUAGUAUAAACUGUACAGUGUUAUGGAUAAGUAGUUUCUCUGAGAAUCAUGUACCUUUUUGAGGUAGAAUUUUUAGAAAGGAUAUGCUUUUAUUAUCAUUUUUUGCUGAAAAACCAUUUCUGUGGACUUCAGAGGGAACUUUUUUAGUGACUGUCCUUAAUUCACAUUGUGUACCCCAGAUAAGACUUGCAGAGUACUUAUGUUUUUCCUUCUUGUGGAUCCAGGUUGAUCUCAGAAGCAAUACCCACCUCUGUACAAGGACUGAGUAACAUGCAGUGUUGUGAGUAUUGAUCACCUUUAAUGACUGCAGAAGACCUAGGUGCUAGCCUGUGGUUGCAAAGUGAAUUUCCACAUCGUGAAAAGCAGUUUCUCAAGGUCUCUGCUGUUUAGUCAUGGAUGCAGCUUUAUGUGUGUGCCUAACUUGUAGCCCAUGAGCUUCUUUCUCUAGGUCCCAAGAGCAGCCCCCUUAGUACAGCUGCUUAUUUCUUGCACUAUCCAAUGUGAGGUCCAUGUCAGCAAGGUAUUCCUGCCUGUGGCCUCCAUAUGCCCUUCUUCCAUGGACUGUGUAAACCAAGCUGUAGGGAGAAGGCAGUAGCUGAACUCUGCUGCUUUGGUAGCAAGUAUUAGGUGUCUCUGCUCUCAGGCAGAAAUAUGUCUGCUCUGAACACUGCAUUGCUUAAAAUAGCAACCUAGCCAGGUCAAAGCCUGUUUUCUUGUAUGGGAUCAAAGAAGCAAUGGUCUGGGCAGGUGGGGACUUUUUAUUUCAACUCUGCAGAUGUAUAUCUCAUUUUUAGCUACCAGAGAGUGAGAAGAAGUGGGAAAGGCUUGAAAAAAAAGUCAUGCAAAGCAGUUGGUUCAAAGGCAAGGCAAAGGCAGAGUGGCAGCAGACCGCUACCAAAGCAUUUGGAUAGGCAAGGGAUGCAAAACACUGUGCUGUCAUUGAAGUAGCAGCUUAGCCAAGCUUCUCUUCCCAUGAUAUUUAAACACAGGACAACUGAAAACACGGUGUAUUUUUAAAAAUAGAUUUGUAUGGUGCCUGCCAUUAAGCUGAGGGUAAGGCCAAUGUUUUAAGCUUGGAAUAUUUCUGUCGGCUUAAUUAUCUGAGACUUUGUCUCCUCUAGAGAAAGGUAGACCAAGCCAGGCUUUGGAUAGCUGUUGACUUAUUAGCUUGGGCAUUGCUCUCUUGGGUUCUUAUCAUGUGGUCUGUAUAUUGCUUCUACUUCCUACCCUCAGUGAGAGAGCAAAUGCUCUCGCUUGUUGGUUAUCUAGGUGUAGACCCAUGAAACAUUGCUGAAAAUGUUUAAACUUGCGUUGAAAAUGGCCUUCACUGCAUUAAAACCUUUGAACAUUAAGCAUUUCAAAAGGUCUGCCUCCUGCAGCUCCCCUUCCACUCCAGGUGCUUUCAGGUAUUUUGGGCUGAGGCACUUGCUGUUCACCUUAUUUUAAUAGGCCCAGUGUAGCUAUUUGUGACAAGGUCAUUGUCUGCAUUACUUAGCUUCCACUUCUUUUUUUUCUUUUCUUUUUUUAUCUCUCCCAUUUUAUUUAUUUUAAUAAGUGAGGAAACACUGUGCCUUAGUCAUAAUGUUUUUCUUUGUAACCAGGUUACAAAGCACCUUUCUAUUUCACUUGUACCCUCCCACAGUGGACCUUCACAUUACCUUUCAGUCUUUCUCCUUCUUCCCAUACAUUUUUCACUCGUGAAAAAACAAUAAAAUAUUAACU
This is a messenger RNA of Coturnix japonica (Japanese quail), 2981 nucleotides long. RefSeq names its product potassium voltage-gated channel subfamily E regulatory subunit 1 (gene KCNE1). Gene Ontology annotation, cellular component: membrane; voltage-gated potassium channel complex. Gene Ontology annotation, biological process: potassium ion export across plasma membrane; membrane repolarization during action potential; regulation of ventricular cardiac muscle cell membrane repolarization. NCBI's taxonomy places the organism in Eukaryota, Metazoa, Chordata, Aves, Galliformes, Phasianidae. The record is from RefSeq and is a predicted model, not a curated record. Gene Ontology annotation, molecular function: delayed rectifier potassium channel activity; transmembrane transporter binding; potassium channel regulator activity.